Periophthalmus magnuspinnatus is the source of this 2483-nucleotide messenger RNA. RefSeq names its product lamin-A-like. The record is from RefSeq and is a predicted model, not a curated record. Bases 163 to 2082 code for a protein of 639 amino acids. NCBI's taxonomy places the organism in Eukaryota, Metazoa, Chordata, Actinopteri, Gobiiformes, Gobiidae. The transcript is spliced from 14 exons.
ACCCGCUCAUUCUUUCCUAUGGGACUCUGGGCUCACAUGCACCAUUCAAAACCACAGCUUUGGACUGAGCUGCUCUUCUCAUAGACUCACACAGAGACAGGAGCAGAGGACGCCUAACAAGCCCCUUCACAUCCCAUACAGAAGACCAAAAACAAAGGUGCUAUGGCAACUCCCAAAGUCUCUCCCAAAGUGGCCAACUCGGUCGUGUCCCCAAACCGCAUCACUCGUCUGCAGGAGAAGGAGGACCUGUGUAACCUCAAUGACCGUUUGGCUGUGUACAUCGAUAAAGUCCGGUCCCUUGAGUCUGAAAAUGCUGGACUAAGACUCAGGAUUACAGAGUCAGAGACAGAGGUGAGCCGUGAGUUGAGUGGACUUAAAGCGGCCUAUGAGAGCGAGCUGGCGGAUGCGCGGCAGACUCUGGACUCUGUGGCGAAGGAGAGGGCUCGACUACAACUGGAGCUCGCCAAACUCAAGGAGGAGCACAAGGAACUCAAGGCCAGGAACUCCAAAAAGGAGGCUGACUUGGCUUCAGCUCAGCAUAGACUGAAAGAUUUGGAGGCUUUACUAAACUCCAAAGACGCGUCUCUGGCCACAGCUCUGGGAGAGAAACGCACUCUGGAGGUGGAGAACAGGGACCUCAAAGCACAAGUGGCAAAGCUUGAUACCAGUUUAGAGGAGGCCCGAAAGCAGUUGCAGGACGAGAUGCUGCGGAGGGUCGAUGGAGAGAAUCGGAUCCAGACGCUAAAAGAGGAACUUGAUUUUCAGAAAAAUAUCCACAGUGAGGAGUUGCGUGAGACAAAGCGGCGUCACGAGUCCCGGAUGGUGGAGCUGGACUCCGGACAUCAACAGGAGUUUGAAAAUAAACUCACCGACGCUUUGGUCGAAAUGCGCAGCCAACACGACCUCCAAAUCAAAAUGUACAAGGAGGAGAUCGAGAAGACCUACAAUGCCAAGCUGGAAAAUGCCCGUCAGUCGGCCGACAGGAGCAGUCACCUCGUUGGAGCGACUCAUGAAGAACUGCAGCAAACUCGAGUCCGACUGGAGACGACCUCUGCUCAGCUCAGCCAGCUCCAGAAACAGCUGGCAGCUCGUGAGGCGAAAAUCCGCGACCUGGAGGAUGCUUUGUCGAGAGAGCGGGACAGUACAAGACGUCUGCUAGGAGACAAGGACCGUGAGAUGACCGAGAUGAGGGCGAGGAUGCAGCAACAACUGGAUGAAUAUCAAGAGCUUCUGGACGUCAAACUGGCUCUGGACAUGGAGAUCUCCGCCUACAGGAAGCUUCUGGAGGGAGAGGAGGAGAGGCUGCGUCUCUCCCCCAGUCCCCCUCCCACUGUCACCAGGGUCUCAGGCAGUCGCACCUCUAUGUCCUCGGCUCAUUCCCGAGCGGGGCAGAGCACUCCAGCCAAGCGCCGCAGACCCAAUGACACAGACAGUGAGGCGAGCUUCGGAGGAGGCAUGUCCCGCACCAGAAUUACCCAGCAGGCCUCAGCGAGCGGCCGGGUCACUGUGGAUGAGGUGGACAUGGAGGGCAAAUAUGUGCGACUGAGCAACAAGGCUGACGAGGAUCAGAAUCUGGGAAACUGGCUGCUGAAACGUCAGGUUGGAAACGGAGCCACCAUCACCUUUAAGUUUCCUGCAAAGUUCACCCUGAAGGCCGGACAGAGAGUCACCAUUUGGGCAUCCGGAGCAGGUGUGGCCCAUAAUCCGCCCUCUGACCUGGUGUGGAAGAACCAGUCCAUCUGGGGAACUGGAGACAUGUUCCAGACCACCCUCAUCAGCGCCAACGGAGAGGAAAUGGCAAUGAGGAAAGUGACCCGCACAACCAUUGAGGAGGAUGAUGAUGACAUGCAGGUGGCGCACAGUACCUGCAGUGAUGGAGAGUAUAACCUCCGCAGUCGAACGGUGGUGUGUGGGUCUUGUGGUCUUCCCUCAGAUAAAUCAGCCUCCUGCUCCGUUUCUUCUGCCUCUCGCUCCUUCAGGUCUGGGGGCAUCUCAGAGGGUCUAUUGCCCCAAUCCUAUGUGGUCAGCACCAGCACCCCGCGCAAGACGGGGGGUAAACUGGAAACCUGUCCAAUCAUGUGAGAGCAACGUGCUACAAGCUUGCAGGAUCUUUUAUUUCUAUUUUUUAUGUGUUUGCAUUUAUCAUUUGUAGUUUUCAAGUUGUAGUUUUUACUAAUAGGCUACCUUUUUUUUUUUUUACUUUUGGGAUAUAUUUCUACAAAUCAUCUUAGAUUAGUUAUGCAUUAUGCUAUUUUAUUAAUCCAUACAAGCUUUAAACCACUAUUUAGCCUUGCGUUUAAAAUAAAGUGAAAUAAAAUGAAUUUGAAAGACGUGUUUUGUAUUUUUUACUCUUUUGUACUUUUUGAAGUUGAAUUCUGUAAAAGACUGACUCCAGGAGAUGGUCAAAUUUGUUGAAGUGAAUGUACCAUCACCAUCUGUUUACUGUACUGUGUUUUUAUAUAUCAAUAAAGUUUUGUCAUGUA